Poecilia latipinna (sailfin molly) is the source of this 1407-nucleotide messenger RNA. RefSeq names its product aryl hydrocarbon receptor interacting protein-like 1 (gene aipl1). The record is from RefSeq and is a predicted model, not a curated record. Gene Ontology annotation, molecular function: protein binding; peptidyl-prolyl cis-trans isomerase activity. The transcript has 6 exons. Lineage: Eukaryota; Metazoa; Chordata; Actinopteri; Cyprinodontiformes; Poeciliidae. The coding region runs from base 125 to 1117 and encodes 330 amino acids.
AUCCAUUAGAGGCAAUACCUCCAAGACAUAGAAGUGCAUUUGCAGGUUUUAAAUAAUACAUACAACAUAUGUGCUCAGUAAUUUAACGUGCUUAAAUCAGGGAGCUUAAAAAAAAACAAAAAACAUGUCAGAUAUGCGAGAUACAAUGCUGACUGGAUCAGAGGGAAUUAAGAAGACUAUUUUGCACGGAGGAACGGGAGACCUUCCCAGAUUUAUUACUGGAACAAAGGUGACGUUCCACUUCCGCACUCAGCUGUGUGACGAUGAGCGCACGGUGUUGGACGACAGCAAGAAGGUGGGAACGCCCAUGGAGAUAGUGAUUGGCAACAUGUUUAAGCUCGACAUUUGGGAGACCCUGCUGUCUUCCAUGAGGAUCGGUGAAGUGUCAGAGUUUUGGUGUGACACCAUUCACACCGGUGUUUACCCACUGGUGUCCAAAAGUAUGCGACGCAUUGCAGAGGGCAAAGACCCAGUAGAGUGGCAGGUCCACACGUGUGGUAUGGCCAACAUGUUUGCGUACCACAGCCUGGGCUACGACGACCUGGAUGAGCUGAUGAAGGAACCAAAGCCACUCUACUUUGUCCUGGAGCUGCUGAGGGUGCAGCAGCCCAGUGAGUACAACAGGGAGUCGUGGGCUCUGAGCAACGAGGAGAGGCUGAAGGCUGUUCCUGUGCUGCACGGCCAAGGAAACAAGCUGUACAAGCAGGGACGUUACCAAGAGGCCACGCAGAAAUACAAAGAAGCUAUCAUCUGCAUCAAGAAUGUGCAGACCAAGGAGAAAGCUUGGGAUGUUCCGUGGCUGAAGCUUGAGAAGAUGGCGAACACUUUAACGCUCAACUACUGCCAGUGUCUGCUGCGCAUGGAGGAGUACUACGAGGUCAUCGAGCACACCACGGAUAUCGUCAACCAGCAUCCAGGUGUUGCAAAGGCUUUCUACCUGCGAGGAAAAGCCCACAAGGAAGUAUGGAACGAGGCAGAGGCUCGGCAGGACUUCAGCAGGGUGCUGGACCUCGACCCUGGCAUGAAAAAGGCAGUGAAGAAAGAGCUGGCAGUGCUCAACAUGCGCAUGGAGGAGAAGAACCAGGAGGACAGGAACAAGUAUAGAGGCAUGUUUUGACCCAGAGACUAAAAAUGUAACUGUUGUCAUAAAAUAGUCAAAACUGACCUCAACACCAAUGGAGCUCCGUAGGUCUGCAGGUAUCAACUAUUUAAGAAAAAUAAAAGCUGUCUGUAAUUUUUAAAAUGUUUGUGUCCAGGAAUAUGUAAACAUAUAUACCAAAUGCUACAGUUAAAAUGGCUCAAGCUCUUUAUGUAAGACGAGUAACACAAUUUGUCUUAGAAAGUGUGUAUUUCUCAAAUUGUCGUGCAAUACCAUAAAAACUCAAUAAAUUAUACCACACUUUGAAA